AGAAGUCAAUAUCUCUUAAACGAAGCGUUUGCAAGCAUACUUCCAAGGGGGAAUGGUUUCCAGAGGAAAAUUUUUUCUUGUUUUAAGGUCCUAAACUCAUAUUUCAAGUUUGGUCAUUUAACCCGGGAACACCCUGUAUAUUGCAUAUUUUUUUGAUGCUUUAUAACUGCGCAUAAGUUUGAACAAACAAUGCAUCUCGCAUGAAUAUUCGCAAAAUAUUACUUUAACUCGCACGUUCUUAUUUUGUGAUUGCGUAACCGCUAAUCUUUGACACAAUGUGUAUAAAGCGAUUUUAAUUGAAUGUAUAAUUGAUUUUUGCCACCUAUUUUUUCCGGAAGUGAAGAUGUUAUAUAUUGAGUAGUUAUCACACAGUUCAUAUCUGAUUUAACAGAUAGUGUGGCAUGUUUUGCUCUAUGGUAUAAGUCAUCAUAUUAGCCAGUUUUAUAAAGUUCUUUUUUAAUAGAGUUACUGUCAGUUAAAAAAAAAUUAUUUGAAAAUUGAAUGUGAAUUACUUGAAUUUGUGGAAGAUGGAAAAUAAUAAACGGUUCAAUCCAUAUGUCAGCGUUGAUGCUGAAGAAGAAAUAGUUAUCUCUGGCAUUGCCGGACGAUUUCCUAAUUGUAAAAAUAUAAAAGAAUUUCAGGACAAUCUUUUCAAUAAAAUGGAUCUUGGUUCGAGCGAUCAUCAACGCUGGACCAACUAUAUCUUCGAGAUGCCUCCUCGAAUAGGAAAAAUCAAUAAUAUAGAAAAAUUUGACGCAGAAUUCUUUAACAUAUCGGUCAAAGAAGCUCAUAUGAUUGAUCCUGGAUAUAGAAUAUUACUUGAGCAUACCUAUGAAGCAAUUGUUGAUGCAGGUAUAAAUCCCGCAGAAUUACAAGGAACAAACACAAGCGUUAUUACAGCAACAAGUGUUUGUGAUACAUAUAUGGAUUUAGUAUACGAAAAAUCUCACAUUGCUGGAUUACCCAUUCUUGGAUGCAGUAAAGGCAUGAUAGCAAGCAGAAUUUCUUAUUGGCUCGGCGUUACUGGACCAUCGUAUAACAUUGAUACUGCAUGUAGCUCGAGUCAUUUCGCUAUGACGGAAGCUUAUAAAAUGAUUCGAUCUGGUAUUUGUGAAGCGGCUAUUGUCGCUAGUGUCAAUUUGUGCAUUCAUCCGCUUGUAACUUACCAGUUUUUUCGUUUAGGAGUUUUAUCUAAUGAUGGCUAUUGUAAACCUUACGAUGAAGAAGGCUCUGGUUACAUGCGUAGUGAUGCAGCUGUAGUAGUGUACCUACAAAAAGCAAAGGAUGCAAGAAGAAUCUAUGCAACCUUUGUCUAUAGUAAAACCAACUGCGAUGGCUUUAAAAGAGAAGGAAUUACCUUUCCAUCAGUUGACAAGCAAAAAAUGUUACUGGAAGAAUUUUACGAAGAAUGUGAUAUUUCGCCUCUUGAAUUAUCUUACGUGGAGGGUCAUGCAACUGGUACUCUAGCCGGUGAUCCUGUAGAACUUCAAGCCAUCGAUGAAGCUAUAUGCGCUAAAAGACAGCUUCCUCUAUUAAUGGGUUCAGUGAAGUCAAAUAUUGGACAUUCAGAGCCGGUUAGCGGUCAUUGUCAAAUUGCAAAGUUAAUGAGUGCAGCACAGAGCGGCGGUGCACGAAUACAACCCUCUUUGAGCGCCGAGCGCACGCCAGCCAAGAAAAUAAUUACCACUAGGACUCCGGGUCCACGUCACGCAAAAUCAAACUCAAGUUCACGAUGCUAAUUUAACAACUGUCUCGACUUUUGGCAGUUUUCCGAUUCCUCGGUAAUGCACCCACUUAUCGGUAUAUGCGCACGCACUCGCACGCGACUAGCUCGUGCUGUUUCGUCGCGAGAUAGAAAUGUAUACAGUAAUAUUUUCUAUAUUUCUUCCGUUCAACUAAAAUUAUUGUUAAAUUAAAAAUAGUAAGAACCUCGAUUUUUCUUUAACUGAUGAUCACAAUUUAUACUGAAUACUUUUGGUAAAGGUCUAGAAAAAGGGUAACCUCACCAAUGACCUUGAUUUUAAAAUAUGUUGUCAAGGUCAAUGUCCUGAAUAACCUUCGGAAUAUUUUAGCCGGCGGUCGUUGUUCCUUAAAAAGUUAUCAACAAAUAAAGUUGACAAUA
Formica exsecta is the source of this 2122-nucleotide messenger RNA. RefSeq names its product fatty acid synthase-like. Bases 528 to 1739 code for a protein of 403 amino acids. Lineage: Eukaryota; Metazoa; Arthropoda; Insecta; Hymenoptera; Formicidae. Gene Ontology annotation, biological process: fatty acid biosynthetic process. The record is from RefSeq and is a predicted model, not a curated record. The transcript has 6 exons. Gene Ontology annotation, molecular function: fatty acid synthase activity; 3-oxoacyl-[acyl-carrier-protein] synthase activity.